AUGUCUGGCCCGACGACAGCGGCACAGCCUUCUCUCACUGGGCUCCCCGUAGAAGUCAUCGAAGCCUUUGCUACGCUUUUGGACCUUCCCGAUCUGUGCAUUCUCCGUCUGACUUCAUGUGAGCUCGCGGCGAAAGCGUCACAGGGCUGCUAUAGGACCUUUUUCCGGAAAAAGGAGAUCGACUUGGCCGACUCCGAGCAACUGGAAACCUUUAAGCGGUUAACACGUCGCGGUGGCCUGGGUUGUCUCGUGGAAAAUAUGACAUUCCUCCGAUAUGUUGCACUAGAGGAUGGAGGGAACCAUGAUGUGGCGGCAAGUCCGGACCUCCACGUGCUUGUCGACUGCCUCAGAAAUUUGAAGAUGUACUCCGCGUCUAAAAGUUUGCACGAUCUUUCGCUCGAUGUUCGGACUAAAGAUGACUCACCUGGACGAGUUUCUCCCUAUAGAAGCAUGUGGAAUGAGCGGACAUGGGACACUCCGGGCACUCCUCUUGGUCUCAACGUGAGAGGAUCGACAAGAUCUCCGCAUCGGCGCAAUUGGAAGGCGACUUGGACUCUAGGUGCGUCACUGUAUCGGGAGACCAUGGCCAUGCUCCAUCAAAGUGAGCUUUCUGUGAAGAGACUAUCCGUCUUUGGAGAAACUGAGAACUGCAGUCUCGGCUUCGAUCAGCUAGCUACAUAUCCGGAGCAGGCUUUGCCAUCUACAUCACUUGCUACCUUGGACUGUCUGUCACUUAGCUUGUCCCACUCCGUGGAGGUCCAUAGAACAAACGACGAAGCCACAGAGGCCGCCGUUCCGAGUCACAUCCACAGAAUCGAAGCAUUCCUGCAGCUCUGCCUAAGGCUAGAAACCUUGGAUUUGCACUUUUUCAAAAUUUGGGUUGGAGGAGAGGAUGAGAGGCCCGACACGUUCGUCCAAGAGACUCGAUUCUUCGAUCGCAUUGCAGCUUUAGUGAAGUUCCCGCAUCUAACGUCAUGCACCUUCCGAGGACUUAGUUGCAAGUCUAUCUCUCUGCAGCAAUUCUUUGAAGGCGCUCCACAGCUUCAACAUGUCGAUAUAAUCCACACUAAUCUGACCGACGGGCAAUGGCGACCAAUUUUCGACACCCUAUGUACCCAAAAGCUCGACUCCCUGCAUCUCGACGACCUCUUUGAAAAGGGACGUAUUUACUUCCUCGGCGUUCCUAGCAAACCAAAACUUGUCGUGGAAGGUCAACGGCAGGGCACGAACGAGUUGACUCGAAGUGGAGCAGACACAACAUUGACUAUUAAAUACCAAGUAGCUCGUGGCCGUCUACUUGGUUCGCCCGUCAAGAACCGAUAUAUGGCCAUACGUGAGUGGCUUUAUGGGCCUGUCUCGUUCGGGUCAGGGGAUUAA
Molecule: messenger RNA, 1377 nt
Organism: Zasmidium cellare ATCC 36951
Lineage: Eukaryota; Fungi; Ascomycota; Dothideomycetes; Mycosphaerellales; Mycosphaerellaceae
Exons: 1
Coding region: 1-1377 (458 amino acids)
Source: RefSeq, a predicted model, not a curated record